GCACCCCCCCCCCUCCCCCCCAAUCAAAAUGUUUUAUUUCGUCUCUUUUCUAAAACCGAUAGAUCUAUUACCAUACACAUAAAUAAAAUGGUAGUCAUAGAUGUAGUUGAUAAAGUGGUUAGUGUUGGAGGUGCAUUAGCAAAUAUUUUAGCUUUUGUCCUGUAUAAAUAUUACAGAAAUCGUUCAGAAACAGCAAGGUUAGUGAAGCAAACUACAAUAUGGAAUCCAGAUGCUGAACUAUAUGAUCACUUAAACCAACAGAAGGAUCACAAUUUACAAUAUGCGGUUGUGGAAGGUGUGGUUAAAGACUUGGGUCGUGUCCUGCAAGGUCGUUAUAGCAAAAAUGAUGGUGUCAUUUUACAUACUGAGAUAAUUGAACACCAGUCUAAAAGAGUCAAUGGCUUUUGGAGUGACAUGAAAAAAGCCAUCAAAGAUUCAACUGAGAUAGUUCCAUUUGCUAUUGCUAAUGUAAGAUCAAAGGAGCCUAAAUUUCAAGUAGAGGUUUUAGAUCCUCUCCAGUCACCAAGUAUUUAUAAUGAACUAGAAACAACAUACGAUCAUUUUGAGCCAAACAAAAACACAUUUAUGCAGAAUAGUUUAGACAGACUUUUUGGUGAAGUAACUAAAGGUAUUCAAGAAACAGAAUCUAUGUUACUGACAGGUACUUCAGUUAUAGGAGUGGGCAAAGUUUUUCUUGAACGUGGAGCACUCAAAAUGGCAGCCGCAGAUGAUCCUAACAGAACAUUUAUUUUGACAAAAAUGAGAAAACCUGAACUGGUGCGCACAUUAGAGUCUCAGUCUUCUACAUUUAAAAUGUUAUCAGUUCUUUGUUUUGUUAUAGGUGGAAGUAUGUUAGGUUAUUUAAUAUGGCGCCAUGUGAAAAAAAUUCUUGAAGAAAAAAAAAGGCGACAGGAAUUUGAAGAGAUCCAAAGAGUGUUGCAGUCAUCCCAAAGUACUCAAGGCAGCCAUAAUGAAGAUUCCAGAGCAGAUGAGACAUGUGUUGUUUGUUUGUCCAAUCCACGUCAAGUGAUUACUUUGAAUUGUGGACAUAUAGCUAUGUGUGCUACUUGUGCAGAACUUCUGCCAUACCCUAAAAAGUGCCCUGUAUGUAGAGCUGAUAUUGAAAGAUUUGUAGCUGUGUAUAGGCCUUAAUAGUGUCUUGUAGUAUAGUUUAUAUUGAAGAAUUUGUGUCUGUAUGGGCACUGAAUUUCUGAAAUGUGACUAUUGAAAUGAAUAUAGAAUGUAGUAUGCCAUCAUUUUUAAUGAAAUGUUAUUGAAAUGCGUAUCAUUAAAAUUAUGGAUUUGAUGUUGAAGUACUAGAAAUAUUUAACUUUUCAAAAUACUGUUUCAAAAUACUUAGAUGUUUUUUUUAAAUAUGGUAAAAUGUUUUUAGUAAUUUUGUCAGGAUACAAAUCAUAUUUGAUGAAUGCAUGUAUGAUUCAUUUAUUUACACAAGUGCCAUAUCAUUAAAAAUUUCAAUUCGACGUUUAAAUAAUAUUUUGAGAUUCUGUCUGUUUACAUAUUAACCUUUUUUCUUUUUUUUUUUUUUUCAGUUAGUCAAACUCUUAACCUUUUAUUUUAUAUUUGAAAAUAGAGAAGAAUAUUAAUUAUGAAAUGUAUUUAAUAAGCUUAACUUUCUCUUUAUUCCCUAUAGUUGUAUCUUAUACAUUUGUUAGCUAUUUCUUGAUCUUGAGAAUUAAAAAUUUUUUUUUUUA
Molecule: messenger RNA, 1715 nt
Organism: Biomphalaria glabrata
Lineage: Eukaryota; Metazoa; Mollusca; Gastropoda; Planorbidae
Product: mitochondrial ubiquitin ligase activator of nfkb 1-like
Exons: 4
Coding region: 88-1152 (354 amino acids)
Biological process (GO): protein ubiquitination; organelle organization
Molecular function (GO): ubiquitin-protein transferase activity
Source: RefSeq, a predicted model, not a curated record